Lytechinus variegatus (green sea urchin) is the source of this 2643-nucleotide messenger RNA. RefSeq lists its product as uncharacterized. The record is from RefSeq and is a predicted model, not a curated record. The coding region runs from base 1 to 2643 and encodes 880 amino acids. Lineage: Eukaryota; Metazoa; Echinodermata; Echinoidea; Temnopleuroida; Toxopneustidae. The transcript is spliced from 2 exons.
AUGGAUGAGAAUCGAGCUGAAUCAAAGCAGGAUUGUCCAUUUGAUGUUGGUGAGAAGAAAGCACUCCCGCCUAUUCCUGGAACUCCACCCAAUCUAGGAAAAGGAUGCCAUCGUGAGAAUAUUGAACAGAACACUCAGACCGAGAUGAAUGAGCACAAUGUAAUUACAACCUCUAAUAACAUUACAGAAAGAAUCAGGAAUCAUCGUGGCAAUCGGAAAGAUGGCCCGAAUCUUUUGACGGGAAGGAUAUCACCGCGGAAGAAGAGGACUGGUAACCGUGUUGAACCUAACAAAAAGAAGCACCAAUGUGGGUUGUACGACGCACCGCCUCCCAAACCCGAACGCAGACAACUCAAUGGAUUCUUCCACCCAGGCCUGGCUAGUAUUCAAGGAAAUAUUAAUACGUUCCAACAUCAUAGUGUUAACAGAUUGCCACAGAGUGCAAGAAAAUUUAUGACAAAGGAGACGAAGUACAAGGUCGAUACCGUGCAUGGUCACCGUGUGCCAGUGACUCAAGAUCUCGAUUUCUGCCCAAAUCGUGCACAGAAACAGAAAUGGAAACGCCGACUGUCCCCAAUCAAACGGAAAGUAGUACAUUGCGAGAGAGAUGCCCCAGUAAAAGAAGAAAAUCAACAGCUAAGCAAUGAAGGAGGUGAAAACCAAUCAGAAAAUAACGAAAAGACUGUAGACAGGUCAAUGUUAAGCGGAGAACCAGAAAAAAUAAAGGUUAUCAGUGAUGUGACACCAUCGGAAGAUCCACGAAUUGAAUGCCGUCUUGAAAAUGAAGAAACAGCGAUGCCAUCCAGUCAAGUACCAGAUAUGAAAGAAUAUCGGCAAGAUGGUGACCAAUGCGAUGAGUCUUCAACAACUCACCCUGGACCAAUAAAUUCAAAAUCUGAAUAUGCUGAAUCUGGAAAUUAUAUAUCUUAUCCAAAGCGAUCAGCUUUGAUAGAAGAUGCAAUUCGAGAGCUUGUAAAUUCAAUGGUUGCUCGGAUAUCACCUGAGCUGGAUAACGGUGCUGACCAAAAUUCUUCUCCAAUGUCAGAUACUUCAUCUUCUGAGUAUAAGCAGCUCAUCUCAAUAGGAAUCCAAACGAAUUUGAUGGAUUUAGAAUGCCAAGAUAAAACAAAAAUCUCCCUUCUCAAUGACGAAAGUUGUUGUGCAGAAUGUGUCACAGAACGUUCGAGUGAGGACGGAGAGCGUUCCACUUCAAAAGAAGUUUCAGGGUCAUGUUCACCACAGGCUAAAGAACACCAACUUAGGUAUGUUGAAAGUUAUUCGGCCAGCGACAAACCUGAUUCCGAUAACAACGACGAUCAUAUUCACACAGCAGACAGUGAAGAAUGUACGGUUCAUUUAUCGGUGAGCAAAGGAACCAUGACUCCAACCAUGCUGGAAUGGCAAGCCCUCGAAGAUACCAUUGUCCAAGAAAAUCCCGUUAGUAACAGACCAAUCACAACCCCUAGUGUGGAGGAUCAGUCAUCAUUGACUGCUCAGCACAUUCUUGAAGUCCCAGGGUUGGGACGAAUGAACAUGCCAUUUCAACAUCAGCACAUAGUUCAACCUGAGAUAAGUGAUAUGGACGUAAUGACCGAAUCAGUAUCAAACAGUGACGAACAGCUUCAGCGUAUCUUGAUAGAGGAUAGCGGAGGGGACUACACACCGGCGGCUCGUACAGAGUCACGGGUGUCAAUAUUUACACUCGGUCAUGGUGAUCAGAGAAUGGCGAUCUCGUCAUCACUCAGCAACAUUCCAUCGCCACAACUGGGCUCUGUUGUCGGCGACGAACAGGAAAAUGAAACGAGAUUGAUAGAAAGUCGGACAACUGAUGCCGAUCCUGAAGAAGAAAGAUCCCAAGUAUCUAAACCUUCAAGUAGGGAAAGGCUAGAGAGAGACAGUGUACAAGAACUGAUUGACAACCUGAUAGCAGAGCGUCUCAACGGCGUAGCUGAAACUCAGAUGAAUGAUUCGAUAACUGUUGAGAAUAGAGGGAGCCCGCUGACUAACCCAACCCAAUUAUUCACAUUGAGGAUUACCGAACUUCCGGAUCAUCAGUCCGAAAUAUAUAGGAGAAAUGACCUUUCGAACGAAUGUGAAUCUGAUAACUCUCUCAUACAAGAAACAAUUUUUACAGAAUCCCAAACCGAUGACGUUAAAACUCCAACCCCAACUGGGGAUACGAAUAAAUUGUUAGAAUCUGAUAAUGCUUAUGAGGGUGGAAGCGGACAAUGUGUAAAGAAAUUUGCAGACGAUGAGCUGCAAGAUGCAUUUCUUGCAAUGGAGGAUGCUGUCUCAGCCGCCAAACUGAUCAUCCGCUACUUAGGUCGUACUGAUGCACGGUUAAAGGCAGCCUUGCAUCGGUCAGGACCGUGUGACGGUGUCGUUGUCAACUGCCCUGCGGCAGAGCGAGUAGCAAAGGAGGCGCAUGCGUUCGCAGUCAGAACGCAGUCUGUGUUCAUGACGUACUUCAGAUUGGCCGAAGCAGAGGAUACCUUCAGAGAAUUUAUUUUGAAAGAAUUCCCCGGAACAGAGAAGGAGAGGAGACAACUAAGAAGAUGGUGGACUACCAACCAACCUAUCAUUGAUGGUGAUAAUGAUGCUGAUGACAGCAGCGAUAUACUGGAAGACGUACAAGAACCAUAA